Penicillium expansum is the source of this 729-nucleotide messenger RNA. Its product is annotated as RraA family protein. The record is from RefSeq and is a predicted model, not a curated record. The transcript is spliced from 5 exons. NCBI's taxonomy places the organism in Eukaryota, Fungi, Ascomycota, Eurotiomycetes, Eurotiales, Aspergillaceae. Bases 1 to 729 code for a protein of 242 amino acids.
AUGGCUACGCUAAACGAACAACUUGCAACAUUGAUCGAGAACUAUUCGCCCUGCGAUGUAUCAGAUGCCCUCAUCAAACUACAAAAGACACCCGAGGGCACCACAGCAAGAGCCGGCUAUCUUGCAGAUCUAGGUCGAAAUGAAACAAUGCCCAAGAUUGCGGCCCCGGCAACAACAUUCAAAUUUCUAGGCAAAGAUGCCAGCCCACCAUCAGUCGCGACAGAAAAUCCCCAGAAGCACGGUUUCUUGCCAGGUAAGCACUGGGUAGAUCACGUCGGCGAAUUCCAAGAUUCGGAUCCUUCCGGCGCCGGAUCCAUCGUCGUCAUUGAGCAGCCCGAGAACCAGUACUGCGCUGUGACGGGCGGGAUCAUGGCGACCCGGAUGAAGGCCCUUGGGAUCAAAGCCACGAUUGUGGGUGGUCGUGUCAGGGACUUGAAGGAAUUGAAGGCUACUGGGCUUCCGAUCUGGGCUCGUGGUACUUCUACCGUUGGCACCAGUGCCGAGGCCAAGGCUGGUGCUCGUGAUGUGCCAAUCUCAAUUGAUGGUGUUACUGUUUCGCCUGGAGACAUUAUCUUCUGUGACCCCUUGGAAGGAGUAGUGGCCAUUCCUCGCGAGCUGCUUGAUCAGGUGCUCGAGCUCAUGCCUAAACUGACUACAAUGGAUGAGCAGGCUAAGGAGGCCGUUGCGCAGGGAAUGAGUGUCACCGAUGCUUUUAAGAAAUUCCGCUGA